Messenger RNA from Diaporthe batatas, 816 nucleotides. RefSeq lists its product as uncharacterized. Lineage: Eukaryota; Fungi; Ascomycota; Sordariomycetes; Diaporthales; Diaporthaceae. The transcript has a single exon. Bases 1 to 816 code for a protein of 271 amino acids. The record is from RefSeq and is a predicted model, not a curated record.
AUGUCGUUGGAUCAUCAGAAACUCGGUGAACUGGUCCAGCUGCUCGAGGACUACUCGGAGCUUCAAGAAAAGAGGCAAAAGGUCCAAGAACAAGCCGAGAAAAUUGCCCAGGCUCGAGCUCGGGGCAAACGAGCUCCCAGUGUGCCCAACAACUUCUCGGAAAACCUCGAUGCAGACCGCGAGAUGACCCCAGGCCAAGAGCAAAAGAGCUACGAUUCCUCCGUCGACAGCGACGAGGAUAUGGACUAUACAGUCCCUCCUCCUUCCAUCGCCGAGAGCCCAAACUCGAAUCCACCGGCCCCAAGCGAGGAAGCCCUCCGGCGAUUCGCCACGACGGUCGCCUACUCGUCAUAUAGCAACUUCUGCGGCACCUCGGAUGAGACCUUGGUGCGUCACUUGUUUGAAGAUGGCCUACAGAACGAUUCAGCUGUCAUUUUUGAUCCAAAGAAGAUGAUCGAGAUCAACAAGACAGAUCACAACAUUGCCUACCUCUGGAACGAGCUGGCUGAAGCCGCUGCUUCCCCUUUUGUCGCCAGCAUGACCGAGGCCCGCCGCCGAAUCGACCCUGGACUCACGACAGACGAUCAAAUCCGCCGGUUCGGGCCUGCUGAGAUCCUAAAUGACAGCUUACCGAUCUACUGGAUCGUCACCCUCAGCCAGCGGGGCGUGAUCGAUUGGGAAGGAGGCUGCUCCUUGGCCCGCGCCUACCGCCGUGUCUUUGAGAAAUUCGGCGUCGAUGACGUCCAUUGCUUGGUGUUCGAGUACGAGACAGAUCUUUCAGGCGAGGAUAGCCGGAAGGCAUUUGCUCUGGAGUAG